Messenger RNA from Sebastes umbrosus (honeycomb rockfish), 7545 nucleotides. RefSeq names its product neurotrimin (gene ntm). Gene Ontology annotation, cellular component: neuron projection. The coding region runs from base 1136 to 2212 and encodes 358 amino acids. The record is from RefSeq and is a predicted model, not a curated record. The transcript has 8 exons. Lineage: Eukaryota; Metazoa; Chordata; Actinopteri; Perciformes; Sebastidae.
AAAUCAGUUAUAUAACAGCUAUAUAAUGUAUCUUUAAACAGUAAAUUAACUAUAAAAUACUGUGAAAUUAAUAAAAAAACAAACAGUAUUUUUCAUUAACAGUACAAAGCUGUUAAUUUCAGUGACAGUAUAAUGAUGUUAAUUUUACAGUAACAUAAAGGCAACCCUGCUGCCAGUUCUUUACUGUUAUUUUAUACUUCAACCAAUGACUUUUUUGGCAACCGAAUCAUGGUUUAUGGUAUUUUAUCAUCUAUCUUUAGAAUGAGAUAGUUUUUAAUAAUAUUCCCUCUAUAAAGUGAGUCAUUAUGGAAGAGUAUACUGUAGUUUUAUAGGCAUAAGCACAUGUCCUUUGUCUUGUGUGACUCCAUUGCAUUUGGCCACAACCCUUUUGUAACAGUACAUUUGGUUGUUUUGUUUACAUUAGACAACUAGAUAUCAUAACAAACAACCAUAUAAAAAAACAUAUACAAAAAUAUAUACUUUUUAAAUAAUAAUAAAAAAAAAUAAUAAUAAUAAUAAUGGGAAAACAUCUGAGUUUCAGGAUCGAUUUUCAAUACAAACUAAUAAUAAUAAUAAUAAUUGUUAUUUUACUGGGACAUUCUUAACAGUGCACCACCACCACUACACCACCCACAGCGUCCUUCUGUGACGUAGACACACAGAACGAGCUCAUAAUAAAUCCACCGACAGACAACUCAUUGACAACCGAUGCAAAUCGCAAAACUUGGCAUCUCCCUCUUUUUUUUUUUUUUUUCUUUUGCAUGUGAGCCUCGUGUCUCUCUGUUGUUCUCUCAGUUUCUGCGCACAUUGACAGUUUGCAAUAGGUGGAGCAGUUUAUGACUUCUCAUAAAGAACUUGGUAGAGCAGCAGCAGCAGACAGGAUUAUGUUCUUUUCCUUGAUAUCUAAAGAGCAGUAAACAGUAAAGACAGCGGAUGUUUUGCAGCGCAGUCAGAUGAGACAGGUCGAGUCUCCUCCUCUGCUCUGCUCUCUUCUCUUCUCUCACCGCGGAUACCUGAAGACACCAGAUCUGGAUUAACACUAAUGAACUAGAGGGGGAAUAAUCUCCACUGACUGUCUCGCUGUGUGGAUUUUCUUUUCUUUUUUUUUUUUGUAACACCUUCUCGGCUGGAGACGAUGUCUUCUGUCCGAGGACACUUUGACGCUUUUUCUAAAAAAUGCACACUUCUGUUCUCUCUGAGGAUGUUGCUUCUUCUGCCUGCAGGAUUGCCGGUCCGCAGCCAAGGAGACUCUCAGUCCGACAACAAAGUGAUGGACAAUAUCACCGUCCGGCAAGGAGAGACCGUCUUUCUCAGGUGUGCACAGGGGGACGUUGUCACACACACAGCAUGGCUAAACCGGUCGAGUAUACUGUAUGCCGGAGAAGACAAAUGGUCGGUGGAUCCCAGAGUGAGUCUGGUGACCCUUAAUCAAGAAGAGUUUACCAUCAAGAUUGAAAACGUGGACAUGACAGAUGAGGGCCAGUAUGUGUGCGCAGUCCAGACAAGCAGUCGACCGAGAACCACCUCAGUGCACAUCCUCGUCCAAGUACCACCAAAAAUCAUCAACCUGUCGAGAGAUAUCGUGGUAAAUGAAGGCUCCAAUGUCACCCUGAUGUGUCAAGCCAGCGGUAAACCGGAGCCUUCCAUCAGCUGGAAACUCAUCUCCCCUUCAGGCGACCUGGCAUCAGACGACGACUACCUGGAGAUCCCAUCUAUCUCCAGACAGAGAGCAGGGACGUACGAAUGCACAGCCGUCAAUGAAAUCGAUACGGACGUCCAGACCGUAGACAUCACCGUCAACUAUGCUCCGUCCGUGUCAGAGGGCAGAGACGUCGGAGUGGCUCUGGGCCAAAGAGGAGAGCUGGAGUGUGAGGCUGACGCAGUGCCUGAGGCAGAUUUUGAGUGGUAUAAAGAUGACAGAAGGAUCUUCAACGGCUUUGAUGGCUUGGAAAUUGUGAAUGGCGGAUCACUGUCGAAGCUGACAUUUUUCAACGUGUCUGACGGAGAUUACAGCAACUACACUUGUGUCGCCAUCAACAAACUCGGGAGCUCAAACACAAGCUUCCUUCUGUAUGUCGUAAUUGAACCCACUAGCUCAACACUAUUGCAAGGCCCGAGAGCAGUUCAGGAUGGCAGCGGCGGCGCGAUGGGAGUCCACUCACACACCUGUCUGCUCUUCAUAGUGGUUCUGCCGUUCCUGCUCAGAUUUUGAAGAGGAAUGGAUUUGAACACGAGUAUUUUGUGUGUGUGUGUGUGUGUGUGUGUGUGUGUGUAUGUGUGUGCGCGCACGUGCGCGCGUAUGUGUGUGUGAGUGUGUGUGUGUUUUUUCUUUUUUUUUUCAACCGGAACCAUAAACUGAUGCACAGUGAGUGCAUGACGUAUCCUGCUACGUAAUGAUGUUGACCCACUAAAUAAGUACGUAACAAAAGUUUUUGUUUUGUUUUGGGGUUUUUUAGAUUUCAAAGAUGUAACAAAUGCUUCACAUUUUAAUUGAAUUAUGUUGUUCUCUCUAAAUUAUAUCAUUUUGGAUUAUCUCUUUUUACAUAUAUAGUAUGUCUCAGAGAAAGAAAAAAAAAAAAGUUUGGUUAAUUGUGGUGUCUCUUAUUCAAAUGGAUUUGUCUUAAUUUUUGAACCACAUUGCAUAUUCAUCUCAACUCCAGGAAAAAAAGGCAAAUUUACAGCAAGUACAGUAUGAGAGGUGAAUGUUAAAUACCUCAAAGUCAAACCGCGACAGUGAAGCAGAAGGAAUUUAGGUUGCCCUGAGGCUGAAAAGCCUGGUAUUAUCAUAUUUUAAUGUAUAAUAAUUAUCAUUCAGUCUGGUUGUUGAAACAGAAUUGUUUUUGACCUUCAAGUAUUUUGGUUCACAGCAUUCUAGUGAUAUACUUGCAGUUGUGUUAUGCUAAUCUUUUAAUUUUAUGUUGUUUUUUUUUUAAUUAUGUUUAGUUUUAAAUAUUUUUUGAGAAGGGAAAAUAUGAAGUUGUAAUUAUUUAGGACAGAUAUCCUAGUUUUAUGUCUUUUUUUUUUUUUUUUGUUCUUUACCAGUACAGUUGUACACAAAAAUGGUGUCAAGAAUAAUGAUGUUAUAAUUAUGUAGUUAAAAAUGGAGGAAGAGUUUACUCCACUUGUGUGGAGUCGACGUCUGACUUAAAUAAUGCAAAUGUAUUAAUGCCGUUGCUACUUGUUUGAACACCAUUCCAUCUCUACACGACACAGUUAUUUGAGAAAAAAAAAGUUCCUGUUCAUUUUCCGAACCAGCACUGGAGGGUUAGAGACCACUCAGUAAGAACAUGUUCAUAGAAAAUACAAACUUUUUGCAUGUAUUUAGACACCAAUAACCCAAAGACUUUAGCAGUUCACACAGCACCAUAUUCCAUACGAUUUCUGUUUUCUAGUCUCAACACCAAACCAAACACAUUGUUCCAUACUAGUGUCUUUUCACAAAAAAAGAGGGUCAACAUGUGUUUUGAGUUUAACAUAGGGUAAUUUGGAAAUCUAAAAUUAUAGAUACCUUUGAACCAAAAUGUACAGUAUGUGGUUUAUGACAAGAUAUUCCCAGCUCUUAUUGAAAAGAAAAGAAUUGCAGGAUAACUGUACAAUAUGCGAGCCAAUUUGCAAUAACCCAGAUUGAUCAGAGGUCUGAGUAAAAAAAAAAAGCUCUUAUCACUUGAUAUGUGGCUCGCAUUGUCAGAAAAGACAGGAUAUGUGAGAAAACAAGCCAGUCGUAUCUCCGUGUUUUAUUAUGGAGGAGGAUCAGCGCAGCCGAGAGAAUCACCGGUGUUAUGAGAGGCGGCAAACAGAGGACAGACCUCCGUUACCUUAUUUUUGUUGUGAGCGCGAGGAUUUUAUGCAACAAUCAGAAACCUCUCACAACACGGCAGCAAGAUUUAAAGCCCAGUGAUUUAUCUUUUUCACAUAUCUUGUGUUGGCAAACAAUUUACACCGACUGCCAGAGCACACUCAGGUUCCCCCAGCAGUGGAAGAGAGUUGAGUGACAACAACAACAUUUGGUGUUUGGCUACUGGUUUUGUAACGUGGAAAGGAUGUUUUUAGACAUCGCGCCUCUCUUGUAAAAUGCAUCGCUGUUUGUGUUUGCAGCCGUACAAACAUAACCGUCUACUGACUGCACUCCACAUCAGUGGACUGUGUGCAGCACUAAAGGAUUUGUAGGAUUUCCAUUAACACAACAUCAAACAGGAACAGUGAAUUACAACAAAUUAGUGUGUGUGUCUGUUUGGUGGCGGGGCAAUGACAUGCCUCUUAUUAUCCCACGGCUCUGAUUGAGUGUUUUCACAUAUGGUUAUUUUUAAAUUAAUGCGAGCUCAGUCGACACUGAGCAGGCACAAAAAGGAGAAGAGCGAAACAGAAGCAACGAUCUGUUCACAUUCACCUUUUCCUCCCUUUUUUCCCCGGCUCGCCUCAGCUUCUGGUGAGGUUAUAGUCCUUCAUCCACGUGCACGCACCCCCGUCAUGGGGAUAACAAGGUUUGUGCUUCUUGAUGUGAAAAAAAUAUCCAAAUCAAAACGGCAUGAAACAGAUAGGGCCAUUAUUGAAAUUGAUCAGGGUAAUCAUCAGCUGAAUGUGACAGGCUAAUCACGGUUUGUUUUCACACACACAAGACAAUGAGAGAGACACACACACUGCACACUAUUAUUCAUCUCCAGCACAGUGAUGUUCGGAAAUGACAUGGUAAUUAUUCCAUCCCCGGCUGGAAGGAUGGCACCACUGAUCUCACGUCAUUUUGCCACAAGAUUAACCACAUCUAAGAUGAACUGAAGUCAGAUCACCUCCCAAGGAGGUCUGUGUUGGGAUCCCUUCACAAGAGAUUGCAUGGAGCGGUUGCUGUUGCUUUGAGUUCACUUGAAAGGUUGAAAUAAUUUGACUGAAAAUAUCACUUAACAGAAACACACACACCUUCUCACCACCACACACACACACACGCCACAGAUUCUACUGAGGUAAAACAGUUUCUUGUAUAUGUAUGCCGACAUUUCUUUUGUAGAACAGCCAAGCACACUUUGUAAAAACUGCUCAUUUAUUAUUAUUUUUUUUUCUACCUCUGAGCAGUUGCUCAGCAAGUUGCCCAAUUAUCAAUUACCACCUUAAAGUCAUAUUUAGAUGUGGCCAUUGGUGUGCAUUUGUGUGGGCUGUAAUGACAGCGAGGCUCAUUCACACCACACUGCUACAUUGUCAGUAUUGUUUCUCCAGGAGUAUCACAGCACUCCACGAGUUUCUGAAAGGACAGCUCACACAGCUGAAUGAUUGCAGUUUAUUGCUUUGUCCUUAAUAGCUGUGAUAUUGUUUUAGUUUUUUUUAUCAGAUACAGUAUAAUUUAUCGAGCCAAGCACACUAUUACUGACAAACCCAUGUAAGUGUGUACCUUUAGAAUAUAGACAAACAGAUCUGGACAAACCAGCAGGGCUGCUGUCAAAAUAUAACACGCAUCUCGAGAUGAAAGUGAAAAAACAAAGUUCACACGUAACCAGAGGUAAGGAGGUGGUUGUAUAGCAGACUCCACCUAAUAAUCCACCUAAUAAUAGCAAUGCCAUAUGGUCACUAUGGCAGCGAUUCAGAGUUGAGGCGGCACAGAGCAUCAUAGACGACAGACCAAAACUGUGCACAUUAAUAUUCAAACUUUUCGACGGUCGUUAGGAGGAACCCCGCUAAUUCUCCAAAUCAAACAAGUAUAUUGUUUAUGAACUCUGAUGAGAUAUGUGGUCGCGGACAAAAUGUUGUAAACUGUGAAGCGCAGAGCUGAAGAAGCAACAUCGAGUCAAAGAACGGUCUGAUCUGUGUUCUGGUAUUCUGCCUUUUUCAGUGGAGAUGGAAACAGUCUGCGCUCGUCAGAUCACUGCUGGAAAUCCCGCUAGAUCAUAUUCCUAAAGUUUCGGCCUUGGUCUGAUCCACGUGCCGCUAACAGAAAAAGGAUCAUCUUCAUUUCCUUGUUCUCAAAUCCCCACUGUUCCAAACGUGUAACAAGAGAAGGCAUGUGGAGUAAACCUAUGCAGGCUGCGUCUUUAAAGGCUUCAAUUGGAUUGUUUUCUGACCUGAGGCCGUUUUGUAUUACUUAGCACCAGUGUUUUCUUGAUGCAGUUUGGGCCCUGGUAGCCUCGAGGUUAGACAAGCUGGCUUGCAGAGCAGUUAAAUAAACACAAUCACAUUACGUUUAGUGAGACAGUGUGAUGUUUUGUGUUGCAUAACGCAGCUAUUUCCCAUGCUGUGGCUCAUUUAGUUGAGAAAACUCUAAUAAGCUCUCAGUUGGCCUUCAUAUCGUCCCGUUGUUAUCGGGACUUAUCCUCCGUCGUAGAAGUCUCACCCAGUGUGGUUUUUGCAGCUCUUUGCUAUAUAUACAGUAACAUCCUGUUUAUGCACCAAUCUCUUCAGGAGUUAAAUAAAGUAAGAAAUGUACCUGAUUGUUUUUCCCAUGCUGUAUGCCUCCAACAGCUGCAUAUAACAUGCAUCACCGUCAGGCAAACUGAACACAGCAGGCGUUGCAAUGGGAAAUAAGCAACUGUCAUAAUUGAAAAUAAUUUACCACCUCUCAGACAAAUAGUAGGCAGUCGUACUGCAGUUUCUUUCUGCAUGGCAUUAAAGAAAGUCAGCCUCUGUGCUUGCUUAUUAGAGCACAUGUUCUUAACUGCCACCAAGCAUGACUUUUAAACGGAUACAAGACACACAGCGAGUCCCAUCCGAGCCAAAACUUAUAAUGAUAAAAUCAAGCAACUCGGGAAGAGGAUCUUGGAAGUAUACUAGUAAAAUAUUUCUGAUCCACCCACAAAGUUCAGCUUAAAAACUGCACUUAGAAGGCCUGAAUACCCAACAACUUUUUUUCUGUUCUGACUCCAGUCAGCCAAUUCUGAAUCACAGUCCAUGAAGGCUUAUAUUUUGGCAGUAGCGCUGCAUAUUUAUGGUGAUACGACCAACUCCAUUGUCUGUUUGACGAGUGCAUAAGGAUUGCAGGACUCAUUCUCUCUCUCAGUCCAAGCAAACAUGGGCCCAGUUGGAACAUGGGCUGAGUUGGGGGAGAAAAAAAGCUAUGGAUACAGUGUAUUUCUUUUCUUUGUCUCCAUAAUGUGCAAGGCAAGAGAGACAGUCUUUGAAGAAAAUUUGAUACCAUGUAAGAAAAAUGACUGAGCUUGUAUUGCACCUACCAGAUAGUACUAUUCAUUUUAGGUGUUUUGUGACAUUUGUGUGGUUUGCAUCGGAGUCUGGAAGAGAUCAUUUUUGGAUGUGAACUUUGGUUACACAUGAGAAAUCAAACCUUUUGCUUCAGCUGCCAGGGGAUUAUCAUAUUAGCAGACGCAUGAAGUAGUCUCAUGAUCUGUCGGGAUUUAUUUUGGAUGAUGAUUCACAUAUAAACAAAUUCUGCCCUUUUACCUGGUUACACGUUCACAAGGCUCUCUUCAGAUUGGAUUGUUCCCAAGUGGAGGGGAGCAUCAUGCUAUUUGACUCCCUGCAUUGUAAAGGAUUGUUGGUUCAUAUGUAUUUUGUUGAUGAAAAGUGUGUGCUCAUAUUUAAGACUGACAAUAAUAAAAUGUUGUAUCUUAA